CCGUGGUCGUUUCUAGUUCCUAAAAUAACCUCCCUUCAUUCGCUGUGUGACGAAAUAUACCCCAUCUUUUGGAAAUUGGCAUCUCCUCUGAACUCCCAGGUGGUGCUAUGUUCGCGCGUUAAGAGGACAGUACUUGUCAACAAAAACGAUCUCUUUUUCGCUCAACUCUUUCCCCUCUUGAUACAAAUCGGAUCUGCGACUGUGAUAGCCGAUUCACCCCAAUCAAGCCACACAAGGAAUUUGAGAGGCGGCUCCGUAUUUUUUUUUUUUUGGUUUUGCUUGUCCACAGUUGCUUGUCCACACAAAGAUUUCUUUUUACGAGCAAUUUCGUUUGAAAUUUAGCUUUUGUUCGCCCCAGACUGUUGCGGCUGAAUGCAUUGAUGCUCAGGGUUCUUACAUGCAACUGCCCAACUUUUCUGGUAAAUUCUGAGGAAAAUUGGGACUGAUGUUUCCAAUUUCCCUGGGUACCUGGUGUCUGCACUGUAAUCAUUUAAAGUUCCUUCUCCAGAAGAUCCUCUGAGAUCUCCUAUAAGCAGUGAUGAAAGGAGGGCACGUGCAUGGCUUGAGAGGCUGGCAUUUUUUUGUAGCCCUUGUUUCUCUUGUCCUAAUGACCAUAUUACUGUGGACAUGGGAGAAUAAUCCACUAGCUAUAACUUUAGAUUCAGCUCAUGAGUGGUAUCGCAAACCUUUAUCAGGAGUGCUUGUGGAAGCCCCAAAUAAUUCAAUGGGAGAUCUAAAUCUGACAAAAAGUGAGGAGAUAUCUUUAAAUACUAGCGCAGAAAAUGAAACAAAGGUGCCACUUAACUAUGGGGAUGCAGUUCCUGUACAUUCUGCCCCUUCAAAAUCUCCUGAAAUACAAUAUAGUCAGGGUGUCAGGUCCUCUUCAGGAAGAAAAGUCUGUAAUUAUGCAAAGGGUAGAUGGGUUGCAGACAAGAGGAGACCAUUAUAUUCUGGAUUUGGCUGCAAAAAGUGGUUAUCCCAAAUGUGGUCGUGUAGAAUGACGCCACGACCAGAUUUCUCUUUCGAGGGAUACCGUUGGCAGCCAGAAAAUUGUGACAUGCCUGAGUUUGACCGGUCUGCAUUUUUGAGAAAGAUGCAGGACAAAACAAUAGCAUUUGUAGGAGAUUCAUUGGGCCGGCAACAAUUUCAAUCUCUGAUGUGUAUGGCCACCAGUGGUGAAGAGAGCCCCGAAGUUGAAGACAUUGGACGGCAAUAUGGUCUUGUAAAACGCCGUGGUGCUAUUCGUCCUGAUGGCUGGGCUUACAGAUUCCCAAAGACCAACACCACAAUCUUGUACUAUUGGUCAGCUAGCUUAUGUUAUCUAGAGCCCCUUAACAUAAAAGAUCCACUCACCAAUGUUGCCAUGCACUUAGACCGUCCGGCUGCAUUUCUGAGAAAGUUUCUUCAUCGUUUCAAUGUCUUAAUUCUUAACACGGGGCACCAUUGGAACCGGGGGAAACUUAAUGCAAACCGGUGGAUUAUGUAUGUAAAUGGGAAGCCUAAUGAAGACAAAAGGCUUGCAGUAAUUAGUAAGGCCAAGAACUUUACAACCUAUAGUGUAGCCAGAUGGGUGGAUUCACAACUUAAGUCCCAUCCCCAACUCAAAGCAUUCUUUAGGACUAUAUCACCGAGGCAUUUCACCAAUGGGGAUUGGAACACUGGAGGUAGCUGUGAUAAUACCAUCCCUUUGUCUGGAGGAAGUAAGGUUGUACAAGAUGGAUCUAGUGAUCUAUCUGUUGAGGGUGCACUAAGGGGCACGAAGAUUAAGAUGCUGGAUAUAACUGCUCUUUCUCAAUUGAGGGAUGAGGCUCACAUGUCUCGCUACACAGUUCGAGGAACUCAAAACGCAAGUGAUUGUUUGCAUUGGUGCCUGCCUGGAGUUCCAGAUACUUGGAAUGAACUCCUUGUUUCUCAGAUAUAGUCUUCCAAAGUGCAAUUAGAAGAAGACACAGGCUGACACAAGCAGAAGCCAUCCAUUCUUUGUGGUCUUGGAUGACCGAUUAUUAUUUGCUGUUAUUGUAUUUUAUGUAAUACUUUCUCGGUGGAUAAGAAUAUAGGCAGAGCAUGUAAUUCCAAUCUAUGUCUCAUUUUUAGAGUGGGCAAAUAGAUCGAUUCGGGGUAGAUUCAAACUACAGUGCUGAGAGCAUAUGUGUCUACUUCAUCUUAUUCAGCAAUUCGAGGCUAUGUUGUAUCAAUGUGUUGUUUAUGGAGUCAAUAGGAAAGGAAAUAAAAUUCCUCGAUCUUUUCAUGUUU
Molecule: messenger RNA, 2253 nt
Organism: Prosopis cineraria
Lineage: Eukaryota; Viridiplantae; Streptophyta; Magnoliopsida; Fabales; Fabaceae
Product: protein trichome birefringence-like 14
Exons: 5
Coding region: 539-1921 (460 amino acids)
Biological process (GO): plant-type secondary cell wall biogenesis; xylan biosynthetic process; xyloglucan metabolic process
Cellular component (GO): Golgi apparatus
Molecular function (GO): acetyltransferase activity
Source: RefSeq, a predicted model, not a curated record